CCAUAGGCCAUAGAGCAUCGGAGGCUGGGAUCUCUCUUCAAGAACUUGCCCCAGCGUCAUUCCUUGACCGAUAUUUUGAUUAUCUUUUAGUCUUUAAUUCCCAAUUUCCAACAAUAUUUGAUUAAUAAAUACUUGCUUUUGUAUACCCUUUAUAUAGUUGACUAUUGUUUUAAGUAUGCAAUAGUAAAAAUUCAAGAAUCAUUCAAUCCUUCACAUCAUCACCAAUUUUGAUUACCUGGGUUCUGCUCAGUCAGCCAAUCAGGUGAAAUUCAAAGGACUCGUGUCAAAUUCGUUCCUUGUAUCUUUAUUCUUGUAUUGAAGUCCUGGACUGGAGAUGAGAGCAAUUCUUAGGUCCAUUAGACAAUUUAGAUCAGCUUUGCGAUAUAGAGGAGAUAUAUUCUAUAAUGGGCUCUCAAAAAGACAGCAUUGUCGGGUUAAUAAGAAUGGAGGGUCAGUCUACUAUACGCCUCAGUGUACAGAUUUUUGGAGAUGCCAGCAUCCUUCUUACAUGAUCUCGAGAGCUUUGCAUACUGAUGCCGUUAAUGUAGCUAAUGGAGAAUUAAUUCAAGGAGGUCCUCUUGUAGAAUAUGAACGAAGAAUAGCUGCUGGUGAACUUGUGGAUGGAGAUAUUUGCCAGGUUUUAGGCACCCUGAGACAACUGCAGAGACUCUAUGAUGAGCUGGUCGAGAAAGCUGAUGCUUGCCGACUUGAUCGAUAUACAGCUUCGGAGAAAGCAGGAAGGAGUCGGUGGUUGUGGUCACGUUUCAUACCACAGUCUUCAUAUGCUCCUGUGAAAGGACUCUAUCUUUGUGGAGGAGUUGGUACUGGGAAAACUAUGUUGAUGGACAUGUUUUUUGAUCAGUUGCCUUGCAAUUGGAGGAAGAAAAGAAUUCAUUUUCAUGACUUUAUGCUGAAUGUCCACAGCCGCUUGCAAAAGCACAACGGUGUUGCUGAUCCCCUAGAAGUUGUUGCUGGAGAAGUAUCAGAUGAAUCAAUCUUGUUAUGUCUUGAUGAAUUCAUGGUUACUGAUGUUGCUGAUGCAUUGAUACUAAAUCGUUUAUUUAGGCACUUAUUUAGCCAUGGAGCUAUCCUUGUUGCUACAUCAAACCGUGCUCCUGAUAAUCUUUAUGAGCGUGGACUUCAAAGGGAUCUCUUUCUUCCUUUUAUAGCUUUACUGAAGGAAAGAUGUAUUGUUCAUGAAAUUGGGUCAUCAGUAGACUACCGUAAGAUGACUUCGGUAACGUAUCAUAUUCAUCUGAUUUACUCUAUGAGAAGUUAUUUUUGCUUAUGUGUAGUUAUGGUUUCCGAUUGCAUAAAAUCUAGUAGUACCACUAUUUCACAAAAACAAAGAAUUAGCUGUGUGACUAGAGACUUUUCUCUUGCAAUGCAGGCACAGCAGGGUUUCUACUUUGUUGGGAAAGACCUGUCAAGCCUUCUAAAUGAAAAGUUUCACCAGUUGAUCGGCAACCACAAAGCUGUACCACAAGAGGUGGAAGUAGUUAUGGGAAGGACAUUGCAGGUUCCGCUGGGUGCUAAUGGCUGUGCCUAUUUCCCGUUCGAGGAACUCUGUGACAGACCACUUGGGGCUGCAGAUUAUUUUGGAUUAUUUAAGAAAUUUCACACACUGGCUUUGGAAGGUGUGCCAACUUUGGGUCUCCACAACAGGACUGCUGCAUAUCGGUUUGUCACUUUAGUUGAUGUGAUGUAUGAGAACAAGGCUAGACUCUUAUGCACAGCUGAAGGGUCUCCACUUGAACUUUUUGAAAAGAUAGUGACGAUUGCUGAUGCUCAGCAAAUGUCACCCAGAACUUCUUCUAGAUCGAGGAAGAGUGAUGAUUCUGACCUUUGUGUGGACAAUGAACUGGGCUUUGCAAAAGAUCGUACCAUUAGCAGAUUAACCGAGAUGAAUAGUCGGGAGUAUUUAGAGCAACAUGCUGCAAUGGUGGCGGAGAUGCAGCAGUUGCCUGCGGAUAGCAGUAAGGAUGUUUUACAUGCUUAGUUCCGUGACGGUAUUUGUAACAUUGCCAUUUACCCUAAGCUGGGAAGUUGGUGUUGUCUGUAAGGUGAUGGAAUUACAGCACAUUGUUACAACAGAAGCUGGCGAUUAUUUUAUACGUCUAGUUUCAUAGGUUUUUUUCUUCUCUUUUCAUAUAUAUUUGUUCAAGUGAUAAUUAUUUUAUGGGUCUUAACAAAUUUGUUAUUUGGUAAAGCGUUCAUGCAACAGUUAUGAUGACAGCUUGAGAGAAGCAUUUGUUGUACAGACCAUGUUUCAUAGAUAGGCUUGCUUUUUUUCAUAGCUGCUUCAAGAAAACUCUAUGCUGUUAUGAUGAUGUUGUAUUUAUAACUUGAAUCAUGAUGGUAGACAAUUCUAUCUAUAAUCCUUGGAAAGAAAUUACAUGACAAAGUAUUGUGA
Coffea arabica (coffee) is the source of this 2413-nucleotide messenger RNA. RefSeq lists its product as uncharacterized. NCBI's taxonomy places the organism in Eukaryota, Viridiplantae, Streptophyta, Magnoliopsida, Gentianales, Rubiaceae. Gene Ontology annotation, molecular function: ATP binding; ATP hydrolysis activity. The record is from RefSeq and is a predicted model, not a curated record. Gene Ontology annotation, cellular component: mitochondrion; cytoplasm; chloroplast.